This is a messenger RNA of Epinephelus fuscoguttatus (brown-marbled grouper), 3499 nucleotides long. It is a transcript of the gene dpysl5a, whose product is annotated as dihydropyrimidinase like 5a. The record is from RefSeq and is a predicted model, not a curated record. Lineage: Eukaryota; Metazoa; Chordata; Actinopteri; Perciformes; Serranidae. Gene Ontology annotation, molecular function: hydrolase activity, acting on carbon-nitrogen (but not peptide) bonds, in cyclic amides. The coding region runs from base 158 to 1852 and encodes 564 amino acids. The transcript is spliced from 13 exons. Gene Ontology annotation, cellular component: cytosol; cytoplasm.
GGUCUCGGACCGGCCAGGAAGGCAUCCAUCUGGUGCGUGUGUAUCUCCUUGGAAAGUGCCAUCCACGGAUUGUAUAGCAGUCUGUUCCUGUCAGAAAGUAAGCGGAGAGCCGAGUGGAGCAGCAGCAGCAGCAGGCACAGAGAGGAGAGCUAUAGCCAUGUCUUCCAGCUCAGCGAUGGUGCGGAUCCUGAUAAAGGGCGGCAAGGUGGUCAACGACGACUGCACCCAGGAGGCGGAUGUCUACAUCGAGAAUGGCAUCAUUCAGCAGGUGGGGAAAGAGCUGAUGAUCCCAGGUGGAGCCAAGGUGAUCGACGCCUCGGGGAAACUGGUCCUCCCUGGGGGCAUCGACACCAGCGUCCACCUGGAGGAGACCUUCAUGAAUGCAACUACGGCAGAUGACUUCUACAGCGGCACCAAGGCUGCUCUAGCUGGUGGUACAACGAUGGUGAUUGGACACAUUCUGCCAGAGAAGAAUGAGUCUUUGCUGGAAGCCUAUGAGAAGUGCCGCAGCUCGGCCGACUCCAAAGCCUGCUGUGACUACGCUUUGCACGUGGGAGUUACUUGGUGGGGACCCAAGGUACGAGCUGAGAUGGAGAAACUAGUGAGGGAGAAGGGCGUGAACUCCUUUCAGAUGUUCAUGGCCUAUAAGGACACAUUCAUGCUGAGAGACAGCGAGCUCUUCCAGGUUCUGCAGCACUGUAAGGACAUCGGAGCUAUAGCAAGAGUCCAUGCUGAGAACGGAGAACUGGUGGCAGAGGGUGCAAAAGAAGCAUUGGACCUGGGCAUCAGUGGCCCAGAGGGGAUUGAAAUAAGCAGGCCUGAAGAGUUGGAAGCAGAGGCGACCCACAGGGCAAUAACCAUCGCUAACAGGGCCCACUGCCCGAUCUAUCUUGUCAAUGUGUCCAGUAUGUCUGCAGGAGAUGUAGUGGCUACAGCCAAGAUGCAGGGUAAGGUGGUCCACGGUGAGACAACCAUAGCCCACGCUGUGCUGAACGGUAUGCAAUACUAUCACCAUGACUGGGCCCAUGCUGCUGCCCACGUUACGGUGCCUCCUCUCCGCCUGGACCCCAAUACUCCCAAUUUCCUCAUGAGCCUGCUGGGAAAUGACACUCUGAAUGUUCUGGGGUCUGACCACCGUCCAUUCACCAUCAAACAGAGGGCCAUGGGCAAGGAUGAUUUUACAAAGAUCCCCCACGGGCUUCCUGGGAUUCAGGAUCGUAUGAGCGUCAUCUGGGAGAAAGGAGUGAUUGGAGGAAAGAUGGAUGAGAAUCGCUUUGUUGCAGUCACAAGCUCAAACGCAGCCAAGAUCUACAACCUCUACCCCAGGAAAGGAAGGAUCAUCCCAGGAGCAGAUGCUGAUGUGGUGGUCUGGGACCCCGAGGGAUCCAAGACCAUCUCUGUGGACAACCAGGUCCAGGGAGGAGAUAUGAACCUGUAUGAAGGUCUUCGUUGUCACGGCGUGCCCCUGGUCACCAUCAGCCGUGGCCGUCUGGUCUAUGAAAAUGGCAUGUUUACAUGUGCUGAGGGCUCUGGAAAGUUCUGCCCGCUGAGGACCUUUCCAGAUUACCUCUACAAAAAGAUGGUUCAAAGGGAAAAGUGCCAGGCUGUGAAAGCUGUCGAACGGGAGCCCUACAAAGGUGACGUUGUUGCGGUGGCCAACUCAGGAAAGAGGGACUUCGGGGUUCCAGAUCUGGAUACUCCGACGCGUCCCUGUACCCGGCACGGUGGCGUGAGAGACCUCCAAGAGUCCAGCUUCAGCCUGUCUGGUGCCCAGAUCGAUGACAAUAUUCCAAAGAGAUCCUCGGCCAGGAUCCUUGCUCCUCCUGGAGGGAGAUCCAGCGGGAUCUGGUAACCAAUCAGACGGCCACUAUGUGAAGUGGAAGAAUGACACCUGAGGGAAACAUCUGGCCAAGCAAGAUGACUUGUUUUUUCUUUCUGGAAGCUUAGAACAUGUGUGGGGUUAUGGGGUCAUGUUUUUUUUAUUUUAAACUCAGCACAGUUACAUAGGACUGUAAAUCUGUAUGACAUAGCCGUUACAAUAUUGGAAUAUGGAUCAAGGAAAACUAUUGCUAAGUUAUAGCUACCAAAUUUCAGUCAAAUGGUAACCAAAUAUAAGUAGCAAAUAAAAAAAAAAAAUGAGUUGCCAGUGAUUUAUUUUGGCUGUUGGAUCACGUUAGGGGAAAUAUGUUACUAAUAGUUUUAGGAGUAUGAAGGUGAGUCAUGGUUUUUAUGAUGCGAUUGUGUUACCUCACUGUAAAAUACGAUUUUGCACUUGUAUCAUGUACUAUUUAGAUGCCUUUUUACAUGAUUUAAUGUCACGAAUAUCACAAAUGUUUUUUUACUGCGAGCCAUGGUGAAUGAAGUGUAAUAAAUUAUUACAUGGGUGUCGGCAUGACAUUAAUAUGCCAGUUAUGAAAAAUAUAGUUGACCAAUUAAGGAAAAAUAUCUUAAUGCAAGCUAACCUUUUUAUGUGUUUGUUUAUUUAUUUUUUAUAUUGCAUUAUUUGUGCUAUUUUCCGUCGAUGCUACUUUGUUAGAAUUAUUUCCUAAGUAAUAACGAGGUCUUUGCUCAGUAGUUUGUUAUCUAUGGAUUAGCAGUUCAGAUCAUGUUUACAGCCUUAUAGCAGAAUAGACUUCUGUUCCACCCCCACCAAAUGUGAAUGAACCUAUGCUGUGUGUAUUGUGCAUGGUAGCAGAGUUAGAACUACUGUAAUAAGCACUGAUGUUGCUCCUGUUAUGCAGCAUCCUUUAUCCAUUUUUCCACAGAGAGCAAAAAGUCUCACCCAAACUGCCUUUUUCUCACCUGAGAACACUGACACCCACAAACACAUCGUCCCACACCACCGGCGCAGAUCAUGACAUGUCGAUUGCUGUUGUUUGUUUUAGAGUGGGCACUUUUUACUGGUCUGAAACGGCAGGGUUCAAACUGUUCCUCUGACUGACACUUCGGAUGUAAAACACCACUGUGAAGCAUAUAGAGAAGGUGAAGUGAUCCUCUUUAGCAUUCACAGUGCUGGAAUGUAACAGCAGACAAGUUAGUCGAUUAAUGUCAUUUCUUCAGGGGACCAGAUGCCUUCACACUGUGCACCACUGAGAGCUCAGCAUCAGAACUGGAAGGCAUGCUUGUUUAACAACAACAGAAAAAGCACUGAUACUACUACUGUAUUUUUAUUGUUUUGUGUUUAGCUACAGUAUUUCCUGUGAAUGAUUGUCUUAGUAAUUGAUUUUGUUGUGUUUUUGUUAAAACUGCAGUUGAAGCAGAGAUGCACACAAGAUUUUGAUCAUGUUUACUUUUAGUUGUGUUCAGAGGAUCCUCAGUAAAAGUCCUACUUUCAUUGUUUUUUUGUUUUUUGUUUUGGGCCAGAUUUCACUUUUAGAAGCUCCAGUGAAACUUGUGUAUUCCCCCUCCCAAACGUACACUGGUGCUGAACAAUGUGUCAUCACAUUGAAAACCUUUUAUCUCUUGUUUCCUCUUGCAGCUCUUUAUCACAUGAUUUGAG